Molecule: messenger RNA, 2377 nt
Organism: Lactuca sativa (garden lettuce)
Lineage: Eukaryota; Viridiplantae; Streptophyta; Magnoliopsida; Asterales; Asteraceae
Product: Major facilitator superfamily protein
Biological process (GO): monosaccharide transmembrane transport
Cellular component (GO): membrane
Molecular function (GO): hexose transmembrane transporter activity
Source: RefSeq, a predicted model, not a curated record
AGAUAUCAAAAUUAACGUCUCUUUCUAAAACCUAGAUAUGGAUUUACAUUUAACAAGGACAAUUAAUGCAAUUGGUAUUCAAUCUGAGCCUGAAUCCAAUUGUAACCCAUUGAUUUUGCUGUUGAUAAUCCGAAUUCUUGUAUAGAUUACAAUCUAGUCCACAAAUCGCCAACUUAUUGUUCCCAAUUCAUCCACCUCAUUGAUCCGAUGUUGGCAGCAGCAUGCACCGCCGCCAUAUUCUACCCGCGUUUUACUCCAGACUCCGCCAUCCGCGCCGCUCCGGCAUUGAAUCCAACUCUUUCCGUUAACUACUCGCUUCACCGGCCUUGUCGUUUACUUACUUCCUCACCGCCGGCUGAUUUCAAGGUUUAUGGCGACAAGAAGUCACAGCUUCCCGAAGUGUUCGAUUCUUCAGAGAAUGAAAAUUUAGUGUCGGAAGAACAAAGUUACGAAGAAAUCGACAUCGGAUGGUUACCUGCAUUUCCUCAUGUAUUGGUUGCUUCUAUGUCAAAUUUCCUUUUCGGUUUUCACAUCGGUGUAAUGAAUGGUCCUAUUGUAUCUAUUGCCAAAGAGCUAGGGUUUGAAGGCAAUUCAAUACUUGAAGGGCUGGUUGUCAGCAUCUUUAUUGCAGGUGCUUUUCUGGGAAGUGCAGGCGCUGGUUACCUGGUUGAUCGACUUGGUUUCAAAAAAACCCUUCAGGUUGACACAAUACCUCUGAUUCUUGGUGCCAUUUUAAGUGCACAAGCCCACUCUUUGGAUCAAUUAUUAUGGGGACGAUUUUUUGUGGGUCUUGGUAUAGGAGCAAAUGCAGUUCUUGUCCCUAUUUAUAUAUCAGAGGUGGCUCCAACAAAAUACAGGGGUACAUUGGGGAGUGUGUGCCAAAUUGGCACAUGUACUGGAAUUAUCGCCUCCCUCUUUCUUGGAAUUUUCUCAGACAGUGAUCCUCAUUGGUGGAGAACAAUGUUGUAUAUUGCAAGUGUACCUGGUUUUAUUCUAACACUUGGUAUGCAGUUUGCUGUAGAGAGCCCCCGUUGGCUAUGCAAAGCUGGGAGGCUUGAUGAAGCUAAAGAAGUUAUCUUUAAUCUGUGGGGCCCAUCCGAAGUUGAUAAAAGCAUUGAAGAAUUUCAGUCUGUUCUUAAAAAUGAUGGUGGUGAUUUGGACAGCAGAUGGUCAGAACUUCUAGAAGAGCCACAUUCUAAAGUGGCAUUGAUUGGAGGCAGUCUUUUUGUACUUCAACAGUUUGCUGGCAUUAAUGCUGUUCUUUAUUUUUCAUCUUUGACUUUCAAAGAUGCUGGAAUCUCAAAUGGAGCAUUGGCAAGCUUAUUUGUUGGAUUAACCAACUUUGCAGGUGCACUUUGUGCUUUGUAUUUAGUUGAUAAACAAGGGAGGCAGAAGCUUAUAAUUGGAAGUUAUCUUGGAAUGGCAAUAUCAAUGUUUCUUGUUGCCUCUGGUAUCGGCUUUCAUUUAGAUGAAGAGCUUCGUAACAACUUAUCAAUUUUAGGAACCAUCUUGUACAUAUUGACUUUUGCAAUCGGAGCUGGUCCAGUAACGGGUCUUAUUAUACCUGAGCUUAGCAGCAGCAGGACACGUGGAAAGAUCAUGAGCUUCAGUUUUUCUGUUCAUUGGGUGUGUAAUUUCUUGGUUGGACUAUUCUUCCUGGAGGCGACAGAGAGAUUCGGUGUGGCGCCGGUUUAUGGGAGCUUUGGUGUGGUGUCGUUAUUGGCAGCGUUGUUCUCUUACUCUUUCUUGGUUGAAACUAAAGGAAGGUCUCUUGAAGAAAUUGAGAUGUCACUAAACCAAAGUUUCACCAAACGGGACUAGUAAAAUGAUUUUUGAAAGAGAGUUGGAUAAUUUGAAUGAAGUCUGUUUGAGUGUUGACUUUAUAUUCUUAGUUUGUUAUGAUGAAACCUAAUAAGAUUUAGAAAUCAAACAUAUUUUAUGUUUUAGAUUUUGAUUAGUUUCAUAUUUAAAAGGAAGCUUAUCGUAGGAAAGGGAGAAUGGAAUCUACAAACUAGCUAAAGACGAAGGGACAGAGAAAUCGUUAGGUUUAUUAAGGACGCCAAGAGUCCAAGAGUCGAGCUUUAGUGAAGGAUGAGGAUACAAGAGGAAAUCUCAUAAUUAUUUUCGUUCUUUAUUUAAUGAAGGAUUUGAAUGUGGAACACUUUGUUUAUCUCCAGACAUGCGAAGAGGGUUCUUGAAUGCGGAUUAGUCGCGAGGAAAUGAAAGUGGCUUUGAGGAUGGUGCUUUCAUUCGCAUGGGGUGUAGAGUUGACGCGCAUAUGUAGGUUUGAUUGUCCCGUCUCACAUAUAAAAGUGUUACCACGACUAAGAAUGUUAAGUUCUUUGUCUUUUGUUUCCAUUUGAAGAUUUCUCCAACA